Molecule: messenger RNA, 891 nt
Organism: Gigantopelta aegis
Lineage: Eukaryota; Metazoa; Mollusca; Gastropoda; Neomphalida; Peltospiridae
Product: protein B4-like
Exons: 1
Coding region: 1-891 (296 amino acids)
Biological process (GO): nucleosome assembly
Cellular component (GO): nucleosome
Molecular function (GO): DNA binding
Source: RefSeq, a predicted model, not a curated record
AUGUUUUUCUCCCGGUCUUGGUCUAAACCUUACCAGUCCGAGUCGGAGCACUCGAACUCCACGCCCAGAAGCGCAUCACCCGUUGGUGUAGGAGCCCAAAUUGACGAUGUUGACUCAUCUAGCAGUGUUAAAGAAAGACCCCCACCAAUGAAGGUGUGGUCCACGAUAAUGAAAAUAGUAGAUGCCAUCUACACUAUCGAUGACGAAAUGGGAUCAUCUCCUCUGGCAAUUCGAAACUACAUUGCCACUACCAGCACGGCAAAUGUUUCCCCAGCACUGCUGAAAGGAUAUAUAAGGACAGCUCUUAAGAAAGGACUGGAUGAGGGAAUUCUCAUUCGACCGAAAGGUACAAAAUCCACUGGCGUCACUGGUCGCUACUGUCUAGGUUUUAUCAAGUCCACUGGAGAAGGCAAAAGUGGACGAGACGGCAGAAGUGGAAGAGGCGGCAAACGCGGUAGCUGUAACCGUAGUUGUCGCCGUCCAAAAGGUAGAGGAAAAGGAAGAAAACGAUCGAAACGCCGCACCUCGUCUAGACGAGGAGGAUCUCGACGUAAUUCUGGCUGUAAAUCGAAAAGUCGAAAGCGAAGUUCAUCAAGAACCGGAUCACGAGGACGAAAACGAUCAAAGCGUUCGAAAAGUCGUUCACAGGGUAAAUCAAAGGGCCUGUCUAAAUCACGAUGUAAAUCGCGAAAAGGAGCGGGAAGAAGCCAGGCCCAGGAAUCAUCAGGCAGUGGAUCAUCGAAAUGUGGAUCGCGAUGGCGAAAACGGCGAUCGACACACGAUGAUGACCAAGGACCCAAAGAAACAAAGCAAAAGAAGUUUAAGACGGAUAAAGGCGAGGAGGAUGGUAAAAAUGAAGGAAGUGGGAAUUCUGCUGGUUCUUGUUUCUAG